GCUCCACAGCCUCGUCGAAACACUCCGACAAACACACGGCCGGAGAGACGAGAAAGAAACCUGACAUACAGGCGAGACAAAGAUGAGAGGCACAGAACCGCAGCCGAUACUGUCUCGAGCAUGAAGCAUGACAGACUGGAGCGAGAGAUAGACAGCUAGAGGAGAAGGAGAGAACAGAGAGAGAGAGAGAGAGACAGACGGGAGGGAUAUGGCCCUCUUACACGUCUCUGCAGUCAAGCUGCACACCCUGGACUGAAGACCAUGCUGGAUAAAAGCGAAGUGUCCACUCUCAGUCUACCGCCCCCCGUGAGCCAUGGGGGGUCAGACGGGAACAUCAGCGUGGAGACGGGGUCAGACGGGGCAGGCGGCGAGGUCCAGAGAACACGAGUGGCGCUGGAACACCUCCAGCAGAAGAUCCUGAAGAUCACCGAACAGAUCCGCGUGGAGCAGGAAGCCCGUGACGAUAAUGUGGCCGAGUACCUCAAACUGGCCCACAAUGCAGACAAGCAGCAGGCGUCACGCAUCAAACAGGUGUUUGAGAAGAAGAACCAGAAGUCUGCGCAGACUAUUGCACACUUGCACAAGAAGCUCGAGCACUACCACAAGAAACUCAAAGAGAUCGAGCAGAAUGGUCCUGCGCGACAGCCCAAAGACGUCUUCAGGGACAUGCAGCAGGGGCUGAAGGACGUACGUGCCAAUAUGCGAGCAGGAAUCAGUGGUUUCGGAGGUGGAGUAGUGGAAGGAGUCAAGGGUGGAGUCUCAGCGCUCACGCACACCGCCGUCGUCUCAAAGCCCCGAGAGUUCGCCAGUCUCAUCCGCAACAAGUUCGGCAGCGCCGACAACAUCGCCCACAUGAAGGACUCUCUGGAGGAUGGGCACACGGAGGAGACGCCCAGAGCUCUGAGUGGCAGUGCCACGCUGGUCUCCAGCCCUAAAUACGGCAGCGACGACGAGUGCUCCAGCGCAACUUCUGGGUCGCCGGGUGGAAGCAACUCGGGCGGGGCGGGAGCGACAAUGGGCAGCCCGCGACUGGAUGGACAACACCACCACCAUCAUCACCACCACCAGUCCUCGUCCUCCUCUUGGGAUGCCCUGCUGGAAGGCCUCCAGGAGAUCAAAGUCGGUCAGGUGCACAUGGAGGACACCAUAGAGGACAUGAAAGCGCAGCUGCAAAGCGACUACAGCUACAUGACCCAGUGCUUGCAGGAGGAGCGAUACAGAUACGAGCGUCUAGAAGAGCAACUCAAUGACUUGACGGAGCUCCAUCAGAACGAGAUGAGCAAUCUGAAGCAGGAGCUGGCCAGCAUGGAGGAGAAGGUGGCGUACCAGUCGUACGAGAGAGCGAGAGACAUCCAGGAAGCAGUGGAGUCGUGCCUCACCCGCGUCACCAAACUGGAGCUGCAGCAGCAACAGCAGCAGGUGGUGCAGCUGGAGGGAGUGGAGAACGCUAAUGCCCGAGCCCUGCUGGGGAAACUCAUCAACGUCAUCCUGGCCCUGAUGGCAGUGCUGCUGGUGUUCGUCUCCACCAUGGCCAACUUCAUCACGCCCCUCAUGAAGACGCGCGCCCGGGUCGGUGCCACCCUGGCCCUCGCGCUCUUCCUGGUCACACUGUGGAAACACUGGGACUGGCUGGAGCUCUGCCUGCUGCCCAGCUGAAGAGUACACGUCCAGAACUGUGACUCUAACUGAGACGCAUCCCUUACAUCGUAUCAGAAGAGGGUGAGACCUUGAAGGACGUAAGAGAAAGAUCCAUCCAUGGCCUGAAGGUGGUGCUAGACCAUGGCUCUACAUUUCCUGUCUUUUCCUUCUGAAUGGGUGUCUUUUACGGCUGCGCGAUUAAUAAGAACGCGUAUCUCAUCGGUAAAACUGGUUCUGUGAUCAGUAGUGAAUCUCCAUCAGGUGCUGCCAGAUGGAGCGCCAUUU
Carassius auratus (goldfish) is the source of this 1923-nucleotide messenger RNA. Its product is annotated as transmembrane and coiled-coil domains protein 2. The transcript has 5 exons. The coding region runs from base 262 to 1656 and encodes 464 amino acids. Gene Ontology annotation, biological process: amyloid precursor protein metabolic process. The record is from RefSeq and is a predicted model, not a curated record. NCBI's taxonomy places the organism in Eukaryota, Metazoa, Chordata, Actinopteri, Cypriniformes, Cyprinidae. Gene Ontology annotation, cellular component: endomembrane system.